Callithrix jacchus (white-tufted-ear marmoset) is the source of this 4079-nucleotide messenger RNA. Lineage: Eukaryota; Metazoa; Chordata; Mammalia; Primates; Cebidae. The record is from RefSeq and is a predicted model, not a curated record.
UGGGGGGAUGGUCACUGCAGGUGGCUGGUCACUCUGGGCGUCUGGCCAUUCACUGUGGGGCCCGGCAGGCCUGGGCAGAGCAGUGCUCUGAGGUUGUGCCCCCUUGUGGGGUGCUUGGCUGAGGUGUGGGUCUGAGCCCUGCUCCCCACUGCCUGAAAGAGAGACCUGGCCUGGGGAGGGCGUGGGUGCUGGGCACGUGGGUUCCCCAGCACCUUUCCAUCCCUCUUUCAGGCGCUUUUCAGGAAAAUUUGUCCCUUGUUCUCCCAUUUUGGCCCCCAAGGGUCUGUUGAUGGCAGCACCACUCCCCUGGCUGGGAGGAGCAGGGUGCCUCUGGGAAGAUGGAGACCCCUGCCCACUGGGGUUGCUUCCUGGGGGUGUGGAUCUGGGCAGGGCCAGGCAGAGCCUCCCCUGGGCCUGAGGCUCCUGUCUUGCCUUCUGUUGUGAAGCAAGCCUCCCGCUAAAGCCCAGCACCACCGAGGCUUGGGACAGAGGCAGAGGCUGUCCAGGAUGCUGUGGCCUCCAUCCUGGCAGGUGAGCCCGCCUUCCUCACCUCCCUUGCUCUCCAUACUCUGCCUGGGUCCUCAUGGCCCGGCCAACCACUGUCCCCUUUCCCUCACUGACGCCCCUGCCCCCGGUCGUGGGGUCAGGCAUUCUCUGGCAGAAACCCCUGCUCCGCAGCCCCGGGCACUGGCCCAGUUAUUCUCUCGGUCAGGGCUUCCAGGCUGUUGAGAGCCCCCUUGGCCCCCUUGCAGCACCUGAGGAACAUGAGAGACCCCUUCCCUGACCGAUCCAUGUGUCCCCAUACAGUCUGUGGAUGGCCGCAGAGGGCACCCCAGGGUAAGAACCUUGGGGAUGUCCUGUCACCAGGGCCUGCUCGGCCUCCUUCACCUUCGUGCUGGUGCCCUGAGGACCCAGAGGACUGGAUGGGCCCUAGGACGGAGCUGCUGGGUGCCCCGGAAGAAGGGCAGGCAGGAAAGGGAGUGGCAGUGAGGUCGGCCUCCUCACCCCACCUCACCCUGCUGCCCCCAGCCCGGCCCAAGACGCCAGGGCAUUUGCUGACACCUGAGGCCCUUCGAAGCCAGGAGGACACGGCCUCAUUCCUGGUGUGGCCACUGAGGACGGCGCUGAGAGCAGAAAGUCACGAGCAGGGCUGAGUGUGGGAUACGAGGAGACACGCCCAGAGAGGAGAGGUGAGCUCCCCGAACAGGGGGUGUGCAAGCGUGGAGUGGGCCUUGGGGGCGUGAUCGUCGGGGGAAUUUGGAGACAGGUCUCGGAACACAGCUAUUGAGGUGCUCUCAAUAGUGCAUUUGAAAUGCCCAGUGACAGCUUGUUUUGAGGUCCUGGUCUUUGAUGCAGAGCCUUCCUGGGCCACGGGGUAGGCUGGGUCCUCUCUCACAGCCACGCGUGGCCUCCAGGGAGGCUUUGACAACCUCAAGUUUGUAAUUACACGUGGUGGGGGCCCCGCUGCAGGCCCCAGUUCAGGCAGGGUUUUCGUGGCCUCUGGGCGAGGGUGGGCCUGGAGAGGGUGAAAAUGCUCCCGGUGAAUCCUGUGCAGGGACCACUCGGGGCGCUCCACGGCGGUGCUGACAGGUGGCUCUGCUAGCCCUCCCACCUCUGCCGCCCCCUCCCUUCUGCAUUUGGUCAGGACCUCAUGGUGGGGGGAUCCCAAGUGGCUAUGGGAGGGUGGGUGCGCUGCCGCCUGUCGGGAGCUGCUGGAGGAACUGCCCAGGCCUCCUCCUCCCUCCCGCAUCGCCCAGCACCCCCAGACAGCACCCUUGGUAGCUCUGGCCCCCAGGAAUUCCCGUCCCGAGUCUGAGGGGGCUUGUGUAGACCUCAGACGCCUGGCACCCAUAGCAUCACUUUAGCUGGAGGCCUAGGCAUGGCUCAGGUUGGGGUGCAGGUAUGAAUCUAGGGGUGGCAGCAAGAGUGAAGGUACCAGGUCCAGGGUCAGGAGGCCCCCGGGCUGUGCAAGUGGCCAGCUUGGCCUCUCCCGGGAAGAUGCUCUUGGCUAUAUCCAGCUCAUCCCUGGAAUUGUCUGUCUCCAUCCUUGGCCGCCCUGGAGCCUGUGAGCUGGGCCUGAAACACCACGCCCUCCUGGGGUGCCUCUUUGCCAGCACUGUGCCCAGGUGGCCUCACUUGUCAUCUCAAAGUGGUAUCAAAACUCCCGUCUGGUGGACAGAAUCCCCGGGCCAGCCCUCCAGAGACCAGCAGGCCCCUGGCCCCUCAAUGCCACCCACAGCUGCCCAGCCCUCCACCAUGGGCCUCGUUCCACCUGCCACCGCUCCUGAGCUGGAUGACCCAGCUCCUCACUGGCUCGCCUGUGGCUGCUGCCUGGGUUUACCUGCACAGUUGCCCCUGGCUAUCUGGCUGGGAGGGCUCUUACUUAGAAGCAGUCCUCUUCCUGGGAAACUGUGUCCUAAGGCCAGGAGGUGGCAGCCUCUGCCCUCCCGAGCCACGGACCUGUGAGCAGCCUGGCUUGGAGGUGGCUUGGAGCCUGGAGGGCCCCUGAGCUGUCUGUGAGCACAGCCCCUCCCAUCAGGGAGGCACUCAAGAGCUUCCCAUCUGUGUCACAGGGAGUAGGGCCUGGAGCCUGAAGAGACCUGUGGAGGCCACACAAGCGCCUGAAUUUGGUUCCUCUCUGUCUUUUCCCCGAUUCUGAAAUUGUCCCCACAGCACAGAUGCAUCGAGGGAGCUGUCUUUGCAGCCUCUCCUGAGCCCAGGGAGGAGAAGGGCAGCUCCCCUUCCUGAUCGCCCUAGGCCUAGGUCAGCUGGGUGAGCCCAAAGGGACCUCUGAACCCUCACUGCCCAGGCAGCCCCCUUUCCCUGGACGCCUCCUGGCCUGUCCCCUGAGAGCCAAGCCCAUACUCAAACAGGGGUCUGGGGUCUGGGUGCUGCUCUGCUCCCACCAGGGAGGUUCUGGGGCACGGUUGCCUGGGCCUUCCCUUUCAGUGCCGUGGACUGCUGCCCCCACUGCCCAACCCCAGAGGGCAGUGAUGGGCACCCUGCUUUUCCCUGCUCCCAUCCUGGGAGCCUAGGCCCUGCCCUCAGUAGAGGCAGAGGGGACCCAGGGAUGGCGUCCCUGCAUGGACAUGGCUGCCUUCCAGGGGAGUCUAAGGGACCCAACACCUGCAUCACAGAUGCCGGGGACAGACUGUAGGCGAGGCAUCUCCAUCCACAUCCAUGCUGAGCCACACACUAGCAUGUGGGGCCGGGCACCACCAAACCUGCUGUCCUGUCUGGGCCACUGAAGCCCGGCUGAGACUCAGCACCCUGUGGGGGUAGAGGAGUGGGACAGGGGCAGGAGGUGCCCAGGGUAAAAGUCGGAUGUCUUCAGAGUGACCCCCCCAGGGCUGGGCAGGGCUGGGGAUGGGGGAAAGGCAGGCUGGCCAAAAAGUGCACACCAGACCCUCCUCCUAAAGGUCCCCACACUCCCUGUGCAGACUAGGCAGCCUGCAGGGCAGAAGCUUCCAGCCCCGUUCCUAGCGGCCAACGUGCUUUAUUUAGCCCUUCAUGAAGAGAAGAGUCCCUGACCAGUGACUGCAGUGAGCUCCUGGCACUUUUAAAGCUUCGGCGUCGCCUCUCUCAGGAACCUAGAAGUGGACACCCAUCCCCAUUCAGGCCAGACCCCGAGGCUCAAGGAGCAAGGCCCAGCCUCUUGCCAGGCAGCCCUCUCUCUGGGACAGGUGCAGGGCCCCUUGGGAGGGGUGUGAAGUUGCAGAGGACCUUUAAGCAGAGUGAGGAAUGGGGAGAGAAGGCUUUAGGAGACGGGCUCCAUGUCAGCGUCCAUACGGACAGAAUCAAGUUCCUGCAGAGUUCAUAGGCUGAAGCCCUGCCCCCCAAUUCUGUGGCAUUAGGGAGUGGAUAUCUGGGAGGUAUUCGGGACAGACGAGGAGAUGAAGGUCCCUGGUCCCGUAGGAUUAGUGUCCCUAUACGAAGAGACAUUUAGGAGCUCCCUCCUCUCCUCUCUCUCUCUCUCUCUCUCUGUCUCUCUCUCUCUCACUCUCUCUCUCUCUCACUCUCUCUCUCUCACUCUCUCACUCUCUCACUCUCUCUCUCUCUCUCUGUCUCUCUCCCCCCUU